CUUUCACCAGUUAACUGUCCACCUCCUUCUCCUCCCACAGUGUUGGGAGCGGGGGGGUUCGCCCCCAGCAUCGAGGCUCCCCCCGUCACCUCUGACGCUCCGGCCGUCACCAGUGACGCCCCAGCUCUCCUGCCCACCUUCCUGGGGCGUCACAACGCCACCGUCACAGUCCACGCUGGAGACACCGCCGCCCUCGCCUGCCAUGUCCUCAGACUGGGCGACAAGACGGUGUCUUGGGCCAGACGGCGGGGAGCAGACUUCCACAUCCUUACUGUUGGCUUCCACACCUACCAUAAUGAUAACAGGUACACACUCAGCUACGAGUACCCCAACAACUGGAAACUUCAGAUACGUUACACUCAGAAGAGAGACGAGGGCCUUUAUGAGUGUCAGAUCUCUACACAUCCACCACAGAUCCUGCGGGUGUACCUCAGUGUCUCAGUGCCGGAGAUAGAGAUCCGGGACCCCCGUGGGGCGGCUAUCAGCGAGGCCUUCUACAGAGUGGACUCCACUGUUGGGCUACAGUGUGUGGUCACGCCCGCGCCGCCCACACGCCCAGUAAGAUGGUCUCGCGCCCACCACCCACUCACCACCCAGCCCGAGAGGGGCAUCAGGUAG
Molecule: messenger RNA, 618 nt
Organism: Procambarus clarkii (red swamp crayfish)
Lineage: Eukaryota; Metazoa; Arthropoda; Malacostraca; Decapoda; Cambaridae
Source: RefSeq, a predicted model, not a curated record